AUGAUUAUCUUUCUGAUUGUUUUUUCAACACAAGGAAAUUUAGCAUUUGAUUCAAUAAACAAUCAAACAAUUUUUGAUUGCAAUAGAGUACCAAUAUCAUUUUGCUGUACAACGCGAAUGCAGCACGAAUGUACAUCGAAAUGCGCCUUUAUAGAAUGCACGCCAGAUUUUUAUAAACGAAGUACGAAGAAUGAAAAAUAUACAAGAGCACCAACGAUGAAUCGAAAAAUUAGGAAUAAAUUUUUUCUACCACCACCACCAUCUACUGACACGGAGGCUUUGGUCGAUAUUGAAUCAAAAGACUAUGAUUUGGAGUCAAUCACCUCUUCUGAUAGUGAUUACAGAUGUGAUAAUUUUAAUUCAGCAAAAUGUGGAACUGCUCCAUAUUUUACGCCUUGCGUUCCAUCAUUCAUAGCUGAUAAUCGAAUGAGAGAUUGUUGCCGGCAAAAGAAUCUUCCUUUAGGCUGCCAAAAUCUUUGUCGUUAUUCGGUUACUGUGCCAGAAAUCAAAUUAGCAAUGGAUAAAGCACUUUGUGGAAUUUUGCAUGUUGCACCCAUUAUUGAAUGUGCUUCAGCAGGUCACGAUAACACACAGUGUUGUCGAUAUAAAGGCAUUGCUCAGAAGAGUGGUCCUCAAUGUGAAGUAUUUUGUCGUUCUGGGAAUGGACUCUAUGCACUCGGCAUACAACAUCUCGUUUGCAAUAAAGUUAUGGGAGAGCUGAUUUCAUGUCAUCAUGCUGGCUUGAUUGUAUAA
Dracunculus medinensis (Guinea worm) is the source of this 753-nucleotide messenger RNA. NCBI's taxonomy places the organism in Eukaryota, Metazoa, Nematoda, Chromadorea, Rhabditida, Dracunculidae. The record is from the annotation of a GenBank genome assembly.